Molecule: messenger RNA, 2778 nt
Organism: Misgurnus anguillicaudatus (oriental weatherfish)
Lineage: Eukaryota; Metazoa; Chordata; Actinopteri; Cypriniformes; Cobitidae
Gene: fbxo31
Product: F-box protein 31
Biological process (GO): SCF-dependent proteasomal ubiquitin-dependent protein catabolic process
Cellular component (GO): SCF ubiquitin ligase complex
Molecular function (GO): protein binding
Source: RefSeq, a predicted model, not a curated record
AUAUAUCUGAUCAGCGUGAACACGCCUUUCAUCGCGAGCAGCAGCGCGGGCACGUAAUGCGCACUAGCGAGGGUCACUGCAGGUGUGACAGUUGUUGAUGAUGUAAUGUUGCUACGGAUGGCGGUGUGUGCCAGGCUCUGUGGAGUGGGUCAGUCGCGGCGGUGCCGGAGGCGGCAGAGGCACAGCCAGGCGAACCGGGAGAGCGACUCCGAGACGGAUAUGGACGACGAGGAGGAGGAGAGGGUGGUGGUGGUGGGCAAAAUGAAAGACGACCCCGGCUGUCAUAAGUCCUGCACUGCGGGGCCUAGCGGGGUCGGUUUCGAGGCCUCUGUAGGGCCGCCCCAUCCGCAGUCGCUGCUGGAUUUGCCCCCGGAGAUUUUAGUGGAGAUCUUUUCGUCUCUACCGGGCACGGCGCUGCCCAACCUGGCGCUAGUGUGCAAGAAAUUCAGGCAGAUCUUGAACACGGAAACAAUCUGGAGGAGGAGGUGUACCAAUGAAUUUGGUAUGAGAGAUGACCCACGGAAGAUGGAAAUUGUGGGUAUGUCAAGUCGAGAGCUUUAUGUUAAACGUGUGAACCCGAAGGUGAAGUCAGGGCGCUUUAUGAAGCUCCUCCCUGAUUAUGAGCACAUGGACUUACGGGACGUGUACACACACUUGCUUCAUCCUUAUAGACACAUCCUUGGUCUCUGGCAGCCUGAUAUUGGCCCAUAUGGAGGAUUACUGAAUGUGGUGGUGGAUGGGUUAUUCAUCAUAGGCUGGAUGUAUCUACCACCCCACGAUCCCCGUGUUGAAGACCCGAUGCGCAGACGGCCUCUUUUCCGCAUCCACAUGUUGGAGAAAAACAAAGCCACGGUUGAAUGUAUGUACGGCCACAAAGGCCCUCAUAAAGGAGAUAUUCAGACUGUGAAAAAAGACGAGUUUUCCACCAAAUGCAACCAGACUGACCACCAUCGAAUGCCUGGAGGCAGACAAGAGGAGUUCAGAACAUGGUUGGAGGAGGAAUGGGGAAGAACACUGGAGGAUAUUUUCCAUGAGCACAUGCAGGAGCUGAUCCUCAUGAAGUUCAUCUACACCAGCCAAUAUGAUAAUUGCCUGACGUACCGGCGGAUUUAUUUGCCCCCGUACCUCCCUUCAGACCUCCUGCAGCCGGGUCUCUUUAAGGGGACGUAUGGAAGUCAUGGCCUGGAGAUUAUUAUGCUAAGCUUCCAUGGCUCCAAAGCCAAAGCUACAAAGCUUACUGGCGAUCCCAAUGUCCCAGCAGGUCAGCUGACCUUAGAAAUAGACCUGAACCGGCCACUGCGUCUGCCGGACCUGGAGCACCAGAGAAACAUGGAUGAGCUCCAACAGCUCGUGAUGGGGGUGCAUGAGGAGGUCCAGAGGAGUUUGCAGGCCCAGGAUGUCCCAUCAGAGGGUGCAGAGGCGAGCCCUUCUCAGGGGGCGGAGAGUUCGGGGUCAGACCCCCCUGCUGGGGUGGGAACCGUCGAGCCAGCGGCCGCCACCUGCAGUGCCACUUCUGAACCACAAUCGUUCGUGCUGCCUUUGGGAGUCAUGGCCCGCAAUGAAGUGUACCCACGAACCUGUAAGAUGUGUUUUUACGGAACCGGCCUGAUCGCCGGCCACGGCUUCACGAGCCCCGAGCGCACGCCGGGUUUGUUCGUCCUGUUUGACGACGACCGCUUCGGCUUCAUCUGGCUGGAGUUGAAAUCCUUCAGUAUGUACAGUCGCCUGACGGACCAGCUGUCUCACGCCCAGCCACCCUGCAUGGAGCGCUUUGAGGCCAUGCUCCGUAACAUGCAGUCAUGGACGUCCUGAUAGCCAACAACGCACGCAUUUAAUCAACUGUACCCAUCAGAUACACAAUUUACCAGAUACAACCCAGAAAAACAGCCGUCAGGGACACAAACAUAUUGCUUGCAUCUGCGUAGGUGUAUUUACAGCGACAUGCACAUACAGGUUGUAUUAUAUUAAGCCUUUCUUAUCAGCUUUUUAAUUAAUUUAUUUUUGUAACCUGAAAAUGGUGAAGCGAGAUACGUGAAAAUUCACUCACAUACUCUGGAAAAAGCUGAGUGUGCCUCUGAUUUUCACCCGAAAUCCUGUGAUUUCGUGAUUUGUAAUUAUUUUAGAUUAUGUCCCCAACAUGGAAAGCAUCUUUUUAUUAAUGUAAUUUAUUUAUUUAGUUUUCCGAUGAACGUUAUUUUUGUAACAUCCAAACUCACGAACAUUAAUGACAUGGAAGUGCACUUCCAAAAUGUUUGCGUGCUGACAGUACUGUGCAAUGUUUCACACAGCUUAAAGUAACCUCAAAAUAUUUACAUAUUUUAUAUAAGUAUUUUUGCUUUAGGAAAAAUAUUUAAAUAGGCGAUAACAUUGACUGUAAUGAUGGAGGUUGGCAAGUUUCAAUAUUGUUGUUUUUGUCUUGUUUUCAGUAGAAAUAUUUAAAAAUUCUUAAAUUAUGAUGCAUUUUCUUUAUGAGCAAAAUUACCUUAGAAAAUAAGUCUAGUUUUUUGACAGAAAGUACACAAUUUAAGUGCAUUUGUGCUUAAAACAAGCAAAAAAAUCUGCCAACUGGGUAAGAAAAAAUCCUUAAAUAAGUUUAGUUUUUUCUUAAACACUUAAUACAAAAAAUAUAUUUUUUGCUUGUUUUAAGCACAAAUUAAUUUAGGGUUUUUUUUAUACAAAAAAAAACUAAUUUUAAGUGCAUUUGUGCUUAAAACAGGUGCAAAAAAAUCUGCUAAUGGGGUAAGAAAAAAAUCCUUAAAUAAGUAUACUUUUAUCUUA